UCCAAUCAGUCGAAAAAAUACUAAUUUCCGUUGUUUCUAUGCUUGCUGAACCAAACGAUGAAAGCGCCGCAAAUGUGAAUGCUGCAAAAAUGUGGAGAGAAGACAGGGAACAAUUUGAAUUGACUGCCAAUAAAUUGGUUAGAAGUACGCUUGGCUUUCCUAUUAAUCAACAACAACAAAAGGUUUUGGAAGCGUCAAUAUCUUCUUAA
Molecule: messenger RNA, 209 nt
Organism: Meloidogyne enterolobii
Lineage: Eukaryota; Metazoa; Nematoda; Chromadorea; Rhabditida; Meloidogynidae
Source: the annotation of a GenBank genome assembly